AUGGCUCUCCUACAGGCUGCUGCUCUGCCUCCUGCACAGCCAUCCUAUGUGCUCAGAGGUCACAAUGCACAAAUUCACAGUGUUUGCUUUGUACGCCAUAACACCCGCCUAUUGACUGGUGACGCCGAAGGCUGGCUCGUCCUGUGGAAUCUUGCUUCCAAGCGACCUGUCGCUGUAUGGAGGGGUCAUUCUGCUGCUAUUCUAGCCGUGUCGACUUGGACAGAUGACAGGCUGAUUACACAUGGGAGGGACAGUAAGUUGCGUGUCUGGCAGCUGAAAGCUUCGGAUGAGUCCACCUUUUCUAUUGUUCUACCCAUAGAAGAUCCUGUCACACCUCGCCAUGAGCCAUGGCUGCUGCAUACCAUCUCGGUGAACACUCUCAACUUCUGUUCAUUUUCUGCCUGCGAGGCCUCUCCAUCAGAGGCUGCCCAACUGUCCAUCGAAGUCGUUGAUACCACCCUACUUGUUGCUGUCCCAGGAGACACGGAAGGUGACAUUGACGUCUAUUCCUUGCCCUCGAAAGCAAAGCUCACUACGGUCUGCCCUCCAAGGACCACUAAGCUAGGCAUGGCUAUGUGCGUCAAGAUAUUAAUCCAGGACGGACAACUCAUAUCGAUAGCAGGCUAUGAAGGUGGCCAUUGUUGCUUGUGGCGAUUCGACCAUGUCCAACAACAAUGGGUUUUGCUCUCUACUACCAAGAGUCACACUCAGCCGAUACUCUCGCUAGAUGUCGCGAAAUCUCUUCGAAAAUACUACACAUCUGCUGCAGACGCUACCAUCGCUAGCCACUCUCUCACGGACCUGACAGCAUCUCGGCCCAUCAAGACAACUGAAACCAAGCACUCUGGCCAGCAGUCCCUUCAUGUUAGGUCCGAUGACAAGAUCUUCGCCACAGCUGGAUGGGAUGGGUGUGUGCGUGUCUAUUCAGCAAAGACGAUGCGUGAACUCGCUGUGCUGAAGUGGCACAAGCAAGGCUGCUAUGCCCUCGCAUUUGCAGAUCUGUCCUCGCAACAGACCGAAACUUUCGAAAGCGAAAACAAACAUUCCGGGGACGAACAAGCUUCUACAACACUUCAAACAGUUGGACAGAGGCGAGAGACCAGAGCUCAAACAACGCACUGGAUAGCUGCUGGUUCAAAAGAUGGAAAGGUUUCGCUAUGGGAUAUCUAUUGA
Messenger RNA from Aureobasidium namibiae CBS 147.97, 1173 nucleotides. Its product is annotated as WD40 repeat-like protein. The record is from RefSeq and is a predicted model, not a curated record. NCBI's taxonomy places the organism in Eukaryota, Fungi, Ascomycota, Dothideomycetes, Dothideales, Saccotheciaceae. The coding region runs from base 1 to 1173 and encodes 390 amino acids. Gene Ontology annotation, molecular function: protein binding. The transcript has 3 exons.